CUAUUCAGAGCCAAGAACUGUAACUAGAAUUGUCUCGAGAAAGUGCUUGGGAAUAGAUGGCCUUCUUGAAUUUGAUCUGAGGUGGAGUAAUAGUACAGGAACUAACUCAAGUUCCUUCUUCGUUCGUGGCAAGCUCCGUUUAGUGUAUUACGGUACUCCUUGGGCUCAGAUUGAACUGUACCCACCGAUUGACAAUGUAUAUCAACUUCGCAUAUAUCCAACUAUGUGGACCGGAAAUGAACCUUGUUUACAGCUGAAGGUGUUUGCAUGUCCCACCGAUGACGAGUGCACACAUAGACUUGGAAUGGAAAUCUUUGAUAUACCUAAUCAGAACAUACAAUGUAGAAAAUGUGUCGAAGAUUCUCUGUCAAUGGCUCGUCUCAAUGCAUUCGGUGAAAAUCUGGAAAUUGGUGUCCUCUUUCCACCAAACUUAGGAGGUACUUCUGUUGAUUCCUGGCUACAAGUUCGUUUUCCACAUCGAGUACUUCUAUCAGGGAUAAUACUUCAAUCAGGAUCACCAGGAUAUCCCUUUGAUAAAGACUUUGACCCAGACAAAUAUACAUAUAACAUGACUAUGUCAUAUCAACCAAUCACAGCCGCUAAUGACACAUAUUUCGUGGUAGCAGAGUUCCUGGACUUUUAUAACAGACCAUUUGCUCAAAAUACUAUCACAUUCGGAGGGGAAUACUUGACAACCGCAGUUCGACUGAAACCAGUAAUGGAUACUUAUCGAAGGACAGCACGCUUCGCUGUGGAGUUUAUCGGAUGUCCUACUGACGCAAGAUGCAGAAACAAAGACUCUUACUUCGAUGGAGCAUGUUAUAAUUUUGUGUAUUCGCAUGGAAGAUAUAACAGAGAAUUGUGCAGCUAUGCAAGUCCAGAUCAUGGUAGCCAUCUUGCCUACAUAAAAUCACCUACUAAACAAAGGUUUGUGCAAGAACUAGCAGCUAGUUCUAUUCCACUCAAUGCACUGGUCCGGAUGGGAUUGGAAUUCAUCAACUCUGCAAUCCGAUGGCUUGAUGGAAAUGAGAUCACCUUCGAAGAAUUUUCUGAAGUUAUGUCAGCGGAAGAUAACUUAACGGCACUAUGUGGUUUUAUGGAGCCGAUCAACUGUUACCAAUGGCGAAUGUUGAACUGUUCAUUACAUCAACCUCAUUAUCAUAUCUGUGAAGCAGAUUUUAAUGAAUGCUUGGAUCUGAGUAGCAAUGAUUGCUCCAACAUUUGUGUCAACAUGGAGUCUGAUUUCUAUUGCAAAUGUCCACAUGGUCUGAGAAUGAUUGCAAAUUCACAAUGCGAGGAUGUUUGUGAAGUAAUAGGCUCCACGUUACAUGACGAUGGUCCACCUUCAACGUGUAUCUUCAUAGGGCAUGCAACCUGGGAGGUAGCAUACAGAGAAUGUAUACGAGGACACCUCGGUAGAUUCGCUACACAAGAGGAGCUUUUUACAUACUCAUACUUGCUGGACAGUGAAUCAUGGUGGACAAUUGAUCUGAAUACCAAACAAAAGUGCAGAUCAUUUAAUGUAUUAUCACGUGAAAUAGCUGAUGAGGAUUGUAAAAAUGCCGAAUUGGAUUUCUUAUGCCUAACGGAAUACCAGUAUAUCCAGAUUGAAGAUGCAGACUUCACUUCAUUAAAUACUAACUUCACUGCAUCGCUCGGAUACCUAGGCUUCACUGCUCACUCAAAUAAUUAUGACCAAACAUUUUAUGUCCAAGUUGAUGACUCAUUGAGCUUAAGAUUGACGUUCUUGUUCGUGUCUCUUCGAGAGAAUCAGGAUGGUAAUGGUGAUUGCUUAGACUAUGUCUCGGUAGAAGAUCUUGUAGUAAUAAAUACGGAACGUCGUAAGAUUUGUGGAAGCUAUAAGGAUAUUACCUUCUUCAUGAACCAUCAUAUUAGGAUGAAGUUCUUUGCUCAGUCAAUAUUCUCUCUGAUACAGUUCUCGAUGACAUAUGAAGCUAUAGAUUGUGAAGCGAGUCAAAUCACCUGUGAGAGUGGAUGUGGAACAACUGAUUUGAUUUUCGACGGGACUUAUCUCCAGACUGACCCGUUUCCAUCAUCAUUCAUACCAUUCAGUUCUUGUGAAGCCAAUGUUACCGUACCAGAUCCAUCCUUCAUUCUUAUAACUAUCGACACAUAUGGGUUUCGCGAAGGUUCUGAUGGGUUAUGCCAGGAUAGAGUCAUAUUGACUUCACCGGAGAUUACUCUUACUUUCUCGUGUGAUGAUUCCCAAGUUCCUGGUCUCAUCAUUACAAAUUCAUCUACAAUGACCGUUGCCAUAGAAACGGGAAGAGAAUCAUUGUCAACUGGACUUCAGGCACGUAUAAAUUCCUCAGAUAUUGCAGGUUGCGCAGUUGGGACGGAUCUUGAAAACCAGGAUCACCUAUGUACCUUCUCUCCCGGCAUUAUCGCCAGCAGGCUCUUCCCAGAAUACGUGGAAGGGGUAUCUUCUGAGUUGUGGUUUCUUCAAGCUCCUUCAAAUGCAUUCAUUGAAAUUGUCUUCGAUGUCCUGAGUCUCUCUGACGGAGAGGAUUGUAGCUUCUCUCGCAUCGAGGUCAUUGACCACACGGGUUUGCCUCAUAAGACGAUUGCGUCGUUCUGCAGCGGUGACGACGGAGUGCAUGAUGGCAUGGAAGUGGCAGUUGAUGUUGAUACAGUGGUGAUUGAGUUGAUGGUGAACUUUCACUAUGACAACGCGAGGUUUCUUGCUCAUUAUCGCUUCGUGAAUAUAGAAGAAGAUGAAGAAAACUGGGAAUCUCCUGAUACUGCUACAGAGGAUACCAGAUGUCCAGAGGGCUGGGUACUGUACAGCGGACACUGCUACCAUUUUACUCAGGUUAAUGGAACAUGGACAGAUGCGGAAGAAUAUUGCACUCACCAACCGAGUGAAUUGUCCGGCUCACACAUGGUUAGCAUCAUGGAUUCGAAAGAGGCCAAGUUCAUUCACGGGCAGCUGAUCUUAAGUUGGUCAGAUUUCGGACAAAGCAUAUACAUAGGUCUUGGUAAUCGUGAUUCUGCUAGUAUGUUUCGUUGGACCAAUGGUUCCCCCAUGACUUACACUGACUGGUUUAUACCCAGAAGUUAUGAAGAAGACAGGGAGCGAAAACAGCCUGAUGGAGGUUCAAUAGAGAAGUGUACCAUUAUAAUUCUAAGUAGAGUUCGAUUCAGUGGACUUUGGCGUGAUGUUCCCUGUGCGUUAGAGAGUGCUAAUGCUGUCAUAUGUAAGAUGGAAGCGACCACUGCAUUAACAAACAGAAAACGUCGUGAUACAUCUGAACACUUGAUAUUAAGUGCUCCUGUAAUUAAACCUAAUUGUUCUUACAAUACCUUUGAAUGUGGAUCUGGUGAAUGUGUUCAACAAGUCUUCCAGAAUGAUGGUGAAGUACAUUGUCAUGAUAGAUCGGAUGAAGAUUCAAAUGUUGACCAUACUGAUAAGAGGUGUGAGGAAGACCAGUUCAAAUGCCUGAUCGGUGGACAGUGUAUUUCGAUAUCAUUUGUUUGUGAUCACAUCAGUGACUGCACCGAUGGCUCCGAUGAAUUUGCUUGUAUUUUUCCUAGCGAAUGCAGUGAUGACGAGUUCUUUUGUAGUGAUGUUGAAAUAUGUAUUGAUGCAAGUAAAAGAUGCAACCUGGUAAUAGACUGUCCUACUGAACAAGGAGGAGAUGAAUUUAAUUGUCAAGAUGAAUACUAUGAAAGUGGAAACGUACAGUGUUACAGUGGAACAUGGCUUCCUUCUAAUGCUAAAUGCGAUGGACUUGUGGAUUGCAUAGGAAAUGAGUUCGAAGAUGAAGAAGAAUGUGGUUACCUUCCCUGUAUCGAUGCAGCAGAAUUCCAGUGUUUGAGUGAAGUGUGUAUUGAUAUAUCACUCAAAUGUAUAUAUGAGUUAGAUGAGCUUGGAUAUGUGAAAGGAUGCCGGGAUGUAUCACAUCUUCGACGAAGUGUGUGUGCGGAAUUUGAUUGCCCGGCAUAUCACUAUAAGUGUCCAUCAUCGUACUGCAUUCCUCUGAGAUAUAGAUGUGAUUCUAUCAAUCAUUGUCCUUAUGGGGAAGAUGAAGACGGAUGUACAAACUCGAACGUUGAAUACCUUAAUCCAUGUCCAACUCGCUCUUACAAGUGCCAUAAUGAAAAUAAAUGUAUCUCGCCAUAUGAGGUGUGUGAUGGUAUUAAACAAUGUUCUCGUGGAGAUGAUGAACUAUUCUGUGACGUUGUAUGUCCCAGUGAGUGCACUUGUACUGGUCUUACAAUACGAUGCAACUUUGUACUUACUGAUGGACCUGUCUCAUUCCCUCAUGAUACCAGAAAAAUUGUCAUCGGUCUCAAUUAUGACGUCCAGUUGAAACUAGAGAAGAAGACUAAUUCUAGUGUAUCAUCUCGAACUAGCAACCAAACUGGUGACAAUCAUGGUAAAACUGUAUCUUUCUGGCCUUCAGACUAUAUGAGCUUGGUAGAAUUAGAUAUAUCUGGCAUCCAUUUGAAGGAGAUACCAGAAACAGCUUUUCUGGGAACGAGAAAUUUACGAUAUCUCAACAUUUCUGGCAACACAGACUUGGCUGUUAGUGCAGCCGUACUAUAUAAUCUUACACGAUUACAUGUGCUAGAUAUUUUUGGAAUCAACAUCAAAUCAAGUGAUCCUGCCGUCUCAGAAGCAUUCAAGGCUCUUGUAAAUCUACAAAGAUUGAGAACGGAUGAGUUUGGGUUUUGUUGCCUGGCUCCUGCUACACUAUGUGAAGGAUAUACCAAUCAAUUUUCAUCAUGUGAUGAUCUUCUUAAAGAUGUAUCUCUACGUGCUUUCAUGUGGAUCCUUGGUCUCAGUGCUCUCCUUGGUAACGCCAUGGCUUUAGCUGCACGCUUUGCAAGAAGAAAACAAGCUGGUCAAAAUCAAAUCCAGGUGCUGUUUAUAACACAUCUUGCCCUGUCCGACCUACUGAUGGGUCUUUAUAUGAUCGUGAUAGCUGGCGCUGAUUCACAUUACCGAGGUAACUACGCGCUUCAUGCAGAAAUAUGGACAAGUAGCUUCACGUGUAAAAUGGCGGGAUUUCUAUCUGUUCUAUCGAGUGAGGUAUCGGUACUUCUUGUCAUGCUCAUCAGUAUCGAUCGUUUUCUCUCUGUCGUGUUCCCGCUAAAAAACGAACUUCAUCUCACCCUACGAUCGGCUUACAUCAUGGUCAUCGCCUCCUGGACCUUCUCCCUGCUUCUUAGUUUAAUUCCAGCUCUCCCUGUAGAAUAUUUUGGAGAAUUCUAUGGCAAGUCGAGCGUUUGCCUGGCCCUUCCUCUAACCAGCGAUCGUCUGCCCGGAUGGGAAUACUCCAUUGUGGUCUUCAUCUGUACUAAUUUCAUCUGUUUCAUUCUGACAUUCCUCUGUUACUUCGUCAUCUAUAUCAGUGUAAGGAAAUCACACAUGAGGAUCAAAAGUUUAGGGGCUGCAAGCAACUCUAUGAUGAAAGAACAGAUCCAGAUGACAACAAAGAUGGCGCUAGUUGUUGGAACUGAUUUCGUGUGUUGGAUGCCUAUUAUCAUUAUGGGUAUUCUUGCUACUUCAAAUCUGGUUGAGAUUCCAGCUGAUAUAUAUGCUUGGACCGCUGUCUUUAUUCUUCCUCUCAACUCCGCACUCAACCCUUAUCUAUACACACUCUCAACUGUCCUCCAAAGGCGUCGCAAGGCCAGAGAAAAUACUGAUUCAAUGAGUCUUACACAGACCACGAAGUAUAGUGUUGAGCAGACUCAAAGAGAGGAACGUCUAAUGGAAUACUGCAUCAUAUCACAUACUUCUCUCAAGCAACAUAGACGAAUGGAACCAAUAACUGAUUUCUUCACGAGGCGGGGAGGUUCUUUAGAUGAUAGAGAAGAACGAUUGGUAGUUCUAGACCUCCGUCGGGCUCUCUGUCAUCUCAGAACUUUGGGUGCUGAUGAGAAAGAAUUAAUCCCUGCUAAUGUUGCAGUUGAAAGGGACCACAGUGGCAAUCUAACUCGAGCUUUCUUUGUGAUGACGAACCCUCUGGAUAUUAGCAGAUUCAUUGGACCUAGUAGUUCCAAUGAAAUACAAACCAAACUAAGCGCUUUAUUUGACCAGAUCCAGGAUCCACUGAUGACUCCUGUUAAGCAGUUCAUCAACACAACUACCGAAUCGUUUGAUUAUGACAAAUUGGAUGAAGCCUAACAGCAACAACAUGAAAAAUGGCAUCAUAAAUAGUUUGAUUUAAAAAAAAACGUGAACACGUUGGUACCAAUAAUGCACGAAGAUAAACAUGAUAAAAGAGCAAUGUAGAUGAAAUUACCCUCGAUCCUCGAACUUUUAUUUUAUAGUCGGGCGCAGGUAGACCACUCGGCCUCGAUUACUCGCCAGUAAGAUGCGAAAGUAUCAGUAUUUCAAGUGUAGACAAACUGACAAAGCAAGUUUCGGCCAUUCCACAAAGCUUUCCCAUAAAAUUCAUUUUUAAAGGGCUUCAAUAUGAAGUGGUGAAUAAGAUUCCCUAUGACAGUUUUGAUCUGUUGUUUUGACAUGUUAUGAUGUGCUUGCUGAUAAGUGAAAUGUUAAUGUAUGUAUGUAUAUUUUAGUUUUAAUGGUUGCAGUGAAAAUUGGUUCAGGAUCACAUUUGGAUGAUCAUUUUCUAGUCGUUAUAGAUUGAGGAGUAAUUUUUCUAACAACUUAAAGGACAAGUCCACCCCAACAAAAAGUUGAUUUGAAUAAAAAGAGAAAAAUCCAACAAGUAUAACACUGAAAAUUUCAUCAAAAUCGGAUGUAAAAUAAGAAAGGUAUGACAUUUUAAAGUUUGGCCUAAUUUCACAAAACGGUUCUAUGCACAUCCUGGCUGGUAUGCAAAUGAGGAGACUAUGACGUCAUCCACUCACUGUUUCUAUUGUAUUUUAUUAUAUGAAAUAUUCUAAUUUUCUCCUCAUUGUCAAGUAAAAAAACGAUUAAUUCCUCCCUAAACAUGUGGAAUUGGCAUUGUUUGAUACUAUAUUGUUCAGUCAAGUUGGUCAAAUCUAUAAACAAAUGAAAUAUUGUAUAAUUCAAACAAUAAAAAACAAAAGAAAAUGAGUGAUGGACAUCAUCGACUGACUCACCUAGUUGUGCAUAUCACUGUUUUGUGAAAAAUAAGCGAAACUUUAAAAUGUCAAUACUUUCUUAUUUUACAUCCGAUUGUGAUGAAAUUUUCAGAGCUAUGCUAGUCUCAUUUUUCUCUAUUUAUUCAAUUCAGCAUUUUCCUGGGUCGGACUUGACCUUUAAGUAACAACAACAGGGAUCCGUUGCAUAGCGUAAUCACAGAAACUUCGCGACAUUGAAGCAACUCUUAUGGGAUCCUUGAUUUUGAUUGGCUAUUGCGUUGUUUCCAUGGUAGACACCAUUGGAUAGUAAAAUUAUCAUAAUAGUAACUAUCAUGCAACGGGCCCCUGAGUAGAGAGAUGUAGGUUUAUGCUUCAGUUACACCGUCAAAAAACUGAUGCUGUUGACUGUUCUAUAGCUAAUCGUAUAAAUUAAUUAUAAUAUAUUUGUUACGGAACAUCUUUUCAGAUCGUAAAUUAUUUAUACAGGGUGGAUGAUUCGAUAAUGACUAAUAUUGUAAGUUCUAAAGAGCGCAAUGAACUGAAAAUAUGUGUACUAACUACGUAAAUUUUCUGAUGAUGAUGAUGGUGAUGAUGAUGAUGAUGAUGUUGGUGAUGAUGAUGAUGAAUUGAUGGUUUUAAAUGAUAAUUGAUCAAGAUUUCGAUUGAUUUUAAGAUUAAUGAUUAACAAAAUGAUAACGAUGUGAACUACGAAUAUAAAGAUGAUAUCAAAGGCAGCUAAUAUAUAUAUGAUUAUAAAGUAAGAUAGUACUAAUGCUUUCAAGUCGCCUUGAAAAUUGUAUUCAAAUAAUUUUCCUUACAAAUCCACAUGAAUCUGAAAUGAAUGUAUAAUUAUUAUAUUUGUGAAAUAUGAAUAAACUUUCUAAGUUGAAGGAAUGUUACGAAGCUAUAUAUUAUUCAUAUCAUGUAUAUAGGACUGUUUAUUCUGUUUCAUAUCUGUAUUCUUUAUUUGUAAUGUCAUCGUCAAUCAUAAUCAAUACUAUUGAAUGAAUGUAAGUGUAACAAAUAUUAGGAAAUAAAGUUUUAGUUAGUUAGUAAAAUUAUCGUUUAUUUUCACCAUCAUGUUCUCGAUCUUCAUAAUAUGGGCUUGGAGAACAUCUCAACUAAAUUAUUUUUAGUUAAAUUAGAUCGGCAGUUAUUUCAAGCAGUUUUUGAUAGAGAUUAUAAAACCCCCAAAAAAAGAUUAUAAAACAAAGUUAUAUUGUUUCAUGUAACAAAGAGCUAUUAAUACUACUAACACUACUACUACUACUACUACUACUACUACUUCUACUAAUACUAAUACUACUACUGCUGCUGCUGAUACUUGUACUAAUACUGCUGCUCCUACUACUACUACUACUACUACUACUACUACUACUACUACUACUACUACUACUACUUCUACUACUACUGUUGCUGCUCCUACUGCUGCUGCUGUUACCACUACAACAAUUACUUGGCUUUUUACUAUUACUCCUACCAGGGAAUGACAGGAAGGAAAAAAACCUAAAGGUGGCGUAAUACUUUGUUUUCUCUCUCUCUCUCUCUCAUUUGAAUUACAGGGGUAAUAUAGAAUUGCACAAUCCACGUCUCUCUUUUUUACUAACGGACACUCGCCCCACUCUCUCCAAGCUCUCGCUAUCCAACAACAUAUUCUAAAUUUAUAUCAUACACAUAUAACCAACCCACACCUCACAUUUCGAAAUAUUCUCACAGUCAUAUACAUGUAUAUACUAGAAAAGCACACACCACCGGGGUUUUUCCCCUCUCACACCACACACGCACACUGACACCCCACACAAAAAACACACUCGACAAAAUGACAAUGAACUACAUGCACAGUAUAACGACCGUCAUGUGUUUUUUUUUCACAAAAGUGAAUAUGUAACAUUGAAAAUGAGAGUUACUGGAAGUAUUCACUGAUCGGUAUGACGGUAUCUUCAUUUUAGACAUAAUUUCCAAAAUACUUGAAUCACUUACGGAAUACCACAUUCACAUAAUAUUAUUCUCGCGACAACAUGAAGUUUUUCUAUGAAGAAAAUAAUGGGAUAGAAAAUACAAAAAGUGGAAUGAAGUGAAUGUAUAGAUGCGGAAGAGAAUACAACAAUAAUGCAAUAUAUUAUAAGCUAUAAAUCAUAUGUAACAGGUAAUAUAAAGUUUGGUAUAAAAUUAGUUAAAAGAUAAUUUCAUUGCUUGUACAAUUCAGUAUGAACCCAUCUGUAGAAUGAAUACCCGGCGGGUAUAAAAGGGUUAUUAAAUUAUUUGAACAGAUAAAGAAAACUCGGACAAACAAAAUAAUGAAAUCCUCAUCAAAAUCGGAGGAGUAAGAAAGAUAUGCCAAUUUUUUAAAAAAUUUUAUUAUUUUUGUGAAACAGUUUUAUGCAUGUCUUCAUGAAUACGCAAUGAGCUAGCUGAAGAUUUCAUAUCCCUACUUAUUAUAUCAUAUCAUAUUUAUAAAAAUGUUGUCCUUAAAGAAAUCUAAAAAUGGAACGAAUUUAAUGUGUAAAUAAACAUUGCUACAACUUAUUUUGUAACAAGGAGACAUAUUAUACCCUUAAAUAUAAAAUAAUCAUGAAACAUAAAGAAAAUUCUAAGUGGGUAUAUGACUUCAUCGACCCAUCUAUUACAUAACCAUGACAGCGUUCAUAAAACUGUUUCCACAAAAUAUUGCCAAAUUUUAAAAUUCAAUAAUCUUAUUUGAUAUCAUAAUACGUUUAGUUAUUUGCUAUGUUUCUUUUUUUCUACUGUAACAAUGAUUUAUGGUUAAUUGAUUUUUUUCAUUUGUAGAAUGUGAAAUCAUACUUGUAAGAUAAAAUGUAUGUGCAGAAAGAAAGACGAAUAAAUAUCUUAUCUUAUCUUAUAUUUUAGGCGUUUCCUCAAUGAGCUUUACCCUAUUUAUUUUUGAUACAAUCCUUUUCAACCCGGAGUACCCCCUUUGAUUCUUUUAAUGAACAGCGCUAGAACAGAAGCUUGAGCUAAUGCCGGUGUAAUAACUAAAGUGCGUAUUGUAGUAUAUUUCUAGAUAGAUUGUGCUAUAUAAAAACAUAUAUCAUAUAAGGACUGGAAUAACCUACCUUCCUAUGAAAUUUUGUGUUACAUGUAAAAAAAAAAUUGGAGUAGAUGAUUUACCAAAUAAUAUAAAAACAGGUAAUAUAUAUUUUUUGUUUCUAAAUAUGAUAGUUCAUUCAUUUAUAAUUACCAUGUUGUGCUACAGUUACACCUUUACUUACUUGUAUUUUCCUUUGUUUGCAUGUGUAUAUACGAGAAGACAUGCGCAGUCAUAUCCCAAAAAGUAAAAAUAAAUAAAUAAACGAGCUCAAA
Lytechinus pictus (painted urchin) is the source of this 10365-nucleotide messenger RNA. RefSeq lists its product as uncharacterized. The record is from RefSeq and is a predicted model, not a curated record. Gene Ontology annotation, molecular function: calcium ion binding; G protein-coupled peptide receptor activity; protein binding. Gene Ontology annotation, cellular component: plasma membrane. The transcript is spliced from 35 exons. The coding region runs from base 224 to 6154 and encodes 1976 amino acids. NCBI's taxonomy places the organism in Eukaryota, Metazoa, Echinodermata, Echinoidea, Temnopleuroida, Toxopneustidae. Gene Ontology annotation, biological process: adenylate cyclase-activating G protein-coupled receptor signaling pathway; activation of adenylate cyclase activity; hormone-mediated signaling pathway.